GAAAAAGACUUGAAAUCUAUUCGCAACCUCGAGAUGCAAAAUUCGGAUCGUAAAAUUUUUUGUCUUGCAGCGCGUUUGCUGGGCUUAUUGGACGAGGACGAGACUGGUACAGGCACUGGGAAGAUGUUACAGCAUCAGGGUCAGCAGCUGGUCGUCAUGCAGCAAGAAGAUGAAGGUCCUUUAUAUCAUGGCUCCACUAAUACAACAUCUGCGUUGUUGGACCAGGACGGUUCCACUGCCAUAACGUCCUUGGACGGUUCCACUGCCAUAACGUCCUUGGGCGGGUCCACUGCCAUAACGUCCUUGGGCGGGUUCACUACCACCAUGUCCUCUUCUACUAGUCUACUAGUACAAAGUAGAAAAGCUUCUGCGAAGUUGCUGAGGGUGUACUUCCCAGGCACUUGUUUGUGGGAUUUCCCUGAUCUGGGAAACAAGUGCGUAGAGGAUAAUGCUGGAGGGGAAGCUUCAUCGGUCUUUCACAAGGACUGGGUAUUUGCUCACAGAGAACCUCAUAGAGUUGGGAAAAAGCAGGGGAAGAAAAUGACGAAGAAGGGUGGAUCAACGAGUGGGGAACGCAUAUUGCUUGGUACGGGAACCGGUAGUGGUAAGCAGAACAACAUUUUCGAGCUGGUAUCCGUAUCGAGAGAAAUAGCUGCGCGAGUACUGACUACUGAGACUAAGUCGAGGACUCUUGAAACUACCAGUACCAGUAGAGAUGCGUACCCUCGUCGAAACCUUCCCGCUCCACCAAGCUUGAUCUUAGAGAAAGGAGCUUUAAAGACCUUCCCAGCUGCCAAAAAUGAGGACGAAGCGAGUGCGGUGCUGUCAGAGAUUAACAUCCUAGACGAGUUGAGCAGGAAAUAUCCUGUUCAUAUUGUCAACGUGAAGCGGGUUUAUGUGGAAGGAACUCCAGAUGAAAAUACCGUCCUGACCCCUAGAAGAAGUCAUGCCGGCGACAGAAGUGCUACAUUUGGAGCAUAUCUUCCACCGGUGAAAUUAGUGAUGGAAAAGUGUUCCGGUGAUUUGACCACUGCAUUUGCGAAAGUUUAUGGCAACAAGUACAAGACUACUUAAGAAAAAGACUGACUCUAAGUAAGACUCAGACUCGGUUUCGAUUGUAAAUUUAACUAGGAACUAGUACAUUCCGGAUGAAAAACUCAGAUGUUCCACAUGAUAUGCUUCUACUAAGACCUAUAGUGCCUUUUCCGAACAAAGUAAAAAUCGAGGCCCUUGGUCUAAAACUGAUACAAGUAGCAGGAAGCUCUAAUGACCUCAAAAAGAUCUUCAGGGACGACAGAGACAAAACAAACAAAUAUGGGGCACGACGUCCGUGGACGGACCGGUUGCGUCGAUUGAAAGAGAGACGAAUGAACAAGCCAGUCUCUUGUUGAGGAUUCUAGACACAAUCCGCCAAGUACUUCAGUCUGUGCAUGCCGUACACGAGUCUGGCUAUGCGCACUUAGACUUGAAAGCGAAGAACUUGUUACAUUGUCCCUCAGAAAGCGAAACUUCUUCUACAACACUUUUUGCGACAUCUUCGCAGCUGGUGUUGAAAUUAGCAGAUUUUGGUACUGCUAAGAAACUAAGGAGCGACAACGUUCGGAGGAACAGGAAGACGAAGGGCAGUGAUGAAAAUGAAGAGGAUGUUGAUCAUGGUAGUACGAAGACGAUGCCGAAGAUUGUGUUUCACGAAGAAGAUGCCUGGCAGACACCUGGAAUAGUGUCACCAGAUCUUGCGAGUUUGUAUCUGCAACAACACGACGAGGGGCGAUCUCCACAGCAAGUCGCACAGGCUUCUGGUUCUGUCGAUGUAGACACGAAAGAUGCAGAUGUCUUACAAAAGGCAGAUAUUUGGGGUGUAGGGCUUAUUUUGGAAUCUCUGAUCAUGUCUACUCUAGAAGAAGGAGGAGCUGGAGACCCCUCAAAACGUGAAGAGGAAAUUUUUGCUGAAGUCACAGCAGCAGCGAUGGGAGACUUCUUAUUUGAGGAUUAUAGUGCGUCGAUGGUCCUCUCGGAUGUUCCGCUUGCUCCGCUUGAUGGCUUAGGUGGUGUUGAUGUCGAUGUGGUUCCGGCUAGCAUCGGAAUAGCUGCUUCCGACGAUCUGUCCAGACGACGAUCCAUGCUUACAACUGUACGAGACACCUUCUUGGGCACGCAUGGUCACAAAGUCACAGCUGCAAGACGGAAAAGAAUAUUGGAAGGCUUGAAAAAACGAAAUUUUUCUUUGGGCCUGCGUCCACUUUGUGAUUCAGAGACUACACGUGGAUCUCCACCUGGGCGGCCAGUACAGGUUGAAGAUACAACAGACCAGACUACACGACGUCGAAAAAGAGAUUGUUUUAUAGACACAACUAGCCUUGUUCUACUCGCUCCACUUGGUGUUGAUACAGAUGAGACUGCACGAGAAGGAGCUACUUCGAUAGACACAAGAGGAGCAGCAGGAGCAGCACCUUCAAGCAACGGAACAUCAUUUUCACUCCGUCCAGCAACAACAACGACAGAGGACCCUUUCAAGGAAAACAAUGCUGUGGAGAACUUCUACAUCGAGCUUGAGGACGUUCUCGAGAAUAUCAAGGAUAACGAUGAUGCUGUAGACGCGUGGUGUCAGAAACUGGAGGACUUCUUGAGGGUACGCGUAGAAAAAAAGAGGCAUCUUCCAGGAGCCAUAUUCUGUUUAACGGAAAGGAUGCUAUCGCCAGUUACAACAAGGAGAUGGACUGCAGAAAAGUUGUUACACACGUUUUUUCGACGUUUGGAUGACUCAAAGCCAUGAGCCUUGCAAGACUUAGGCCUGUUAUUGCUAAGUCUUUCAGUAAACAAGAUGUUAAGUUAAGUAGUGGAGUCUAACAAGAAAGUGGUGUUUAGUAGAAGUAAAAAGUAGUAGAUAUCAUGACAUAUUCUUCUUUCUGAGUCAUCGUCGUGUUGUAGCCAUUCUGAUGUAGCAAGUAUAGUUUGGACAAGAAGAGUAUUGUUUUUUUUCUCUUCUUUUUGCCUUGCAGGCAUACAAAUAAUAACCACCAAGCUUUGCGCUCUAGUCCGAUUUUGGAAUGUCGCAUAUUUUAGGUUACGAUUUCCUGUCUUACAGGGCUUUUUUUCCUGUCCUAUCAGAGAAAUCCUAUGUGGUCUCUACCCUAAACCUUAAAUGCCUCUGCCCCUCCAGCAGACAGACUCCAUAGGCUGUACAGUCUCAGUCACGACACGCAGUUCUCAACUCUAUUUUAUGUGACUCAACCUGAUCAUUUUUCCCACCUGAUCAUCUGUUUCUCCCGCUGCACGAGCACAGUCGACAGGAGGCCAACACCUCGUCUAGAUUUAGCUGCAUCCACCUUUUUCAACCGAGAACUUCACGCCGUUUCUUCAUCUGGUGUGGUCUAUAAUUUCUGGUUUCAUGAUCCCUCUCUACCCUCUAGUGGUCUCGAAUGACUAUUUCUACCAGAUGAAGCUCGUUGACUAAAGCACGCGGAUCAGUAGAUUAGAUUCAUCGAC
Messenger RNA from Amoebophrya sp. A25, 3486 nucleotides. The record is from the annotation of a GenBank genome assembly. NCBI's taxonomy places the organism in Eukaryota, Dinophyceae, Syndiniales, Amoebophryaceae.